Alligator mississippiensis (American alligator) is the source of this 4530-nucleotide messenger RNA. RefSeq names its product HIC ZBTB transcriptional repressor 1 (gene HIC1). Gene Ontology annotation, molecular function: DNA-binding transcription factor activity, RNA polymerase II-specific; protein binding; RNA polymerase II cis-regulatory region sequence-specific DNA binding. Gene Ontology annotation, cellular component: nucleus. The coding region runs from base 353 to 2323 and encodes 656 amino acids. The record is from RefSeq and is a predicted model, not a curated record. Gene Ontology annotation, biological process: regulation of transcription by RNA polymerase II. Lineage: Eukaryota; Metazoa; Chordata; Crocodylia; Alligatoridae. The transcript has 3 exons.
UCCCGGGGCAGGGCCCGCACGUCCCGCCCGCACCUCACCUGGGCCCGGCCGGCCCGGAGGGAAGGAGCCAGGGCUGGCGCGGCGCGGAGUUCAGGCCGGGGUCAGGGGGAGUUCGCGCCCGGGCUUCCCCUUCGCGCCUCGCCCGCGCCGCGGCACAUGGGGCCCCGCGCCCGGCCGCGCCGCCACCCGCCGCCACCCGCGCCCGGCCCCGGCGCCGGCCCCGGCCCCCGCGAGCUCGCAGGGCGGCAGCGCCUCGGCGGCGGAGCCCGCGGGGCUGGCAUGGGGCGGCGGCGCCGGGCGGCCGCGGGGCGCGGGCGGCGCGGGCCCCGGCGCUGAGCGCGCCCCGGCGGACAUGCGAGGACACCGGGAGCUCGGCUGGCCGGCGGCGGAGAGCCCAGGUGGCGGGGCGCCGAGCGCGAUGCUGGACGCCAUGGAGGUGCCGAGCCACGCGAGGCAGCUGCUGCUGCAGCUCAACACGCAGCGCACCAAGGGCUUCCUGUGCGACGUGAUCAUCGUGGUGCAGAACGCGCUGUUCCGGGCGCACAAGAACAUCCUGGCGGCCAGCAGCGCCUACCUCAAGGCGCUGGUGGUGCACGACAACCUCAUCAACCUGGACCAUGAGAUGGUGAGCCCGGGCGUCUUCCGCCUGGUGCUGGACUUCAUCUACACCGGCCGCCUGGGUGAGGGUGAGCCGGGCGGCGAGCCCAGCCUGGGGGCCGUGCUGGCCGCCGCCAGCUACCUGCAGGUGCCCGACCUGGUGGCUCUGUGCAAGAAGCGGCUGAAGCGCAGCGGCAAGUACUGCCACCUGCGCGGGGGUGGCUAUGGGCCCUGCGGCAAGCUGGGCCGGGGGCUGCGGACCUCCACGCCCGUCAUCCAGGCCUGCUACGGCGGCACCCCUCGGCCCGUGCCCCUGGACCUGCCGCCCACUGAGCCGGGCGUGCCCCUCAACACCCAGUGCGGGGAGCUCUACGCCUCGGUCGGCCCCCGGCACCCGCACGGCUUGUGCCCGCCCGAGCGGGCUUGCUCGCCCCCCUGCGGCCUUGACCUGUCCAAGAAGAGCCCUGCCGGGCCCACUGCCCCACUGCUGCCCACCGACCGGCUGCACCCCAGCGAGGCACGUGAGCCCUCGCUGCCGCCCCGGCAUGACAGCCCCCCAGGCAGUGCUGCCCUCCUGGCUGCCCACGGCAAUGCCUACCAGGAGACCUCGCCAGGCGGCGACCCCCCUGACCACUUCCGUGGCAGCCCGCCCAGCGCCGAGCCCCCUGGGAGAGCUGAGGGCCGUGAGCUGCUCUACCGCUGGAUGAAGCAUGAGCCUCUGAGCAGCUACCUGGAUGAGUGCGAGGCUGACAAGGAGGCCGAGCGGGAGGACAAGGGUGAGGGCUCACCGGCACCUGCCCCGACCCGCUAUGCCAGUGUGGAGAGCCAUGACUUGGAGCCUGAUCCCAGCACCAGCGAGGAGACGGGCAGCAGUGAAGGCCCCUCUCCCACCGACCCGCUGGACCGCUACUGUGGCCACCUGGCCUAUGAACCCGAGAGCCUGGGCGACAACCUGUACGUGUGCAUCCCCUGUGGCAAGGGCUUCCCCAGCUCGGAGCAGCUCAAUGCCCACGUGGAGGCCCAUACCGAGGAGGAGCUGUACCACAAGGCAGGUGCCGAGCCGCCCGGGCCCUUCUUGGACAAGAGCAGCCCUGGCCUGGGCGACAUCUUGCGGCCCUACCGCUGCGCCUCCUGCGAUAAGGCCUACAAGGACCCGGCCACGCUGCGGCAGCACGAGAAGACCCACUGGCUGACGCGCCCCUACCCCUGCACCAUCUGUGGCAAGAAAUUCACACAGCGUGGCACCAUGACACGCCACAUGCGCAGCCACCUGGGCCUCAAGCCCUUCGCCUGCGAUGCCUGCGGCAUGCGCUUCACCCGCCAGUACCGCCUCACGGAGCACAUGCGCAUCCACUCGGGCGAGAAACCCUAUGAGUGCCAGGUGUGCGGCGGGAAGUUCGCGCAGCAACGCAACCUCAUCAGCCACAUGAAGAUGCACACGGCCGGGCCCGACGGCAAGCCCAAGCUGGAGCUGCCCGACAGCCUCUAUGCCAUGGCCCGCCUGCCGCCCGACCAGCUGGGCCUUCAGCCGGACAAGGUGGCGGAGCUGCUCUCCCACACCCACUUCCUCAGCGAUCCCAAGGCCAUGGAGAGCCUCUAUCCACUGGCCAAGUUUACGGCCGAGCACCUAGGGCUGAGCCAGGACAAGGCGGCUGAGGUGCUGGGCCAGGCCCCGCACCUUCACCUUGAUGCUGCCCGGACCAUAGAUCGCUACUCGCCCACCUAGCGGCUGCCCGCACCCGUGCCCUGUGCCCGCCGGAGCCGCAGAGGCCGCUGGCUGGGCCUCUCCGCACCACUGCCCCUCCCCAGAUGGGUCCCCCCUCUGGGGCCUUUUGGGGGUGACAGCCAUAGUGGGGGCUGUGAUCGCCUGGCAGCUGGUUCCUAGGAGCUGGAGGGACCUACCGGAUGGCACUGGACGUGCAGAGCAGCAGGUGGAUGGUGGGAGCAGCCCCCACCAGUCUGACCCCUUCUCCAUCGCGGUGGUUGCCCUGAGUGGGUGCUGGAACCGGUGACUGGGCAGAAGCCUGCCACCUACCUCGGGAGCCCAGCGCCCGUCUCCUGGAGCUCCUGCCCUGAGCCAUGCCCCUGCUGAGAACGAGCCCUGCUGUGCCCACUGCAUUCGUCCCCUCUGUCCUGCCCAGGGGAGACCCCCAAGCAGCCGGGCCCCUGGGCGGCGGCAGGCAGGGGUGCCCGGAGAUCUGGGGAUUCUGCUGCUGCAGCUACAGGUCCCCAUUUCUCUGUGAGAAUGACCUCCCCGGGUCACGGGAGGGAGGGCCCUGCCCACGGCAGCAGUUGUCUUGCUGCUGGAUUUCCCCUCUGGGCAUCAGGACUGGGACUCGCAGGGUCUGUGCUGGAAGCACCGCACCCCAGAGCCAGCAGACCCCAGGCCUGACCACCUCACCAACUUCUCUGCCAGCCUGUGCGCUCUGCCUGGGAGCCAGAGGACAGUGGGGUUAGCUAUGUCCCCAGCCCUUCCUUGCACCCACGGCCCCUCCAGGCCACUCACCAAAGAUCCUCUCUCUGUAGCCCUACGGCUCACCUGCCCCCAGAAACCAAAGCACUCACCAGGGUGGGGAGAAGGAGAGGCCCCAUCGCUGCCUGCACUCAGGGACAACCCCUGGGCCCUGCUGACCCAGGCCGGGCCUGGCAGCCUCAGAGAAGCGCUGUGGGGGCAAUGCCCAAGUCACCUGCCCCAGAGGGAGCUUUUCUGCAGCCCCUGACCCUGCAUCCGCGGCAGGGCCCGUCCCCAGACUGAGCCCCUGGGAACCCCCAGCAGUUCUUCAUGGUGGGGCAUUUGGCCCACGGCGACUCGCUGCUGCUGGGGGCAUGGGGGAGCUGGGCAAGGCAGGAAGCUCCUGCUUACAAUCCCUUACUGGACUUCAAGGCGCUGGGCUCCUUUCUUCCCCGUCCCCGGCUGGGCUGCCGAGAGAGCUGUGCCCAGCCAUUGCUGCCGUGCACGAGCUGUCCGUGUCCUGAGCGUUGGCAGGGGAAUCCGUGCUGCGGGCUAUGGUCAGUCAGACAGGGCCAGGCUUGCCCAGGCACUACUGGAAGGGUCCGUCCCUGUGGAGGGCAGGAGCGGGGUGGCACAGGGCAUCGGGCUCAGCCUUCUCCCCUCACCCGUGGAGCUGCCCUGGGCCGGGGCUGUGACAAAGACAAAGCAAUCUCGUUUGUCAGCUACUUCCAUGCGGGAGGGACGAGCACUGGGCAGGAGAGGGCAGGCAGACGGUGCCUCUGCUCUCCGGCCGGCUUGGGUCGGCCACUCCAGGGGCAACGGCACGAGGGGGGCACGCAGCCAGCGCCCCCGUACAGCAGUGCAGCUGGCUGUCCCCAGGCUGAGCCGUGCUGUCUUCACGGCGGUAGCUCCCCUGUGCCCCGGGGAGAGUGGGGCGCAGCUGGAAGGGGCUCCCCGGCUUGGGCCCCACCUCGUGCCUUCUCGGCUCUGCCACCCCAGGGCUCCCCACCCCACCCCUGCCUAGCUGGGGGUGAAUGUGAAGCUUCUUUCCUUCCCUGACGCUCUUUUCCCCUUUGCACGCGAGGCCCUGAGGCGGCCGUGCUGACCCCAGUCUGCAACCAACUGUGCCUUUGCUGAGCUGGCUGCCCCCCCAGCCCAGGCCCCAGCCCCAGGCGGCUCGGGGCGCGAACGCACGGGCACCUGGUGUCUGGGCCUGGGGCUCCGGCUGGGGGUGCUGCUUCCAGGUUCUCCGGUUUGGCUGCACCAGGGACCAGGCCCGGCUGGUCCAGGAGUGACCGCAGGGCUGGGGGCAGCGUUGGACAUUCUUGCCCCCAUGCCCGCUGGCCAAGCAGCUGCUGGAGCCAAAGUGCAGGAGGGGUCUUGUGCCCCCCCCCACCCCUUGUAUAUUGUCCUGGUUUGUACUGGGGCCUGUGCCCCCUUUUCUAUAUCCCAAAGCAGUGAGCAAUAAAGACAUUAACAGA